AUGGUCCCGAGCAAGCAACACAAAAGGGUUAUAAGCCUCGAGAUUGAUUCACGUAAAAUCCGAGAUGGGUCUGUCGAGCCGACAGCUAGUACCACUCCUCAACGAUACCAGUUAACCCGAGAUGACCGGCUUCAAAUUCAAGUACUACGAACGUAUGCCGGGUUGACAUAUGAACAAAUUGCUCAGCGUACGGGUUUUACUAUACGCCAAGUUCAAUCAGCUUGCCAGGCAAACCAUCCAACGCCUCAAAAGAGGAAGGGGAGAUCGUUAUUCCUGAAAUCUGAGGAAAUUGAUAGGCUCAUUGAGUAUGUGACUCGAUCUCGCUAUACUCGCCGCCUCUCCUACUCAGAGUUAGCACUACAUCUUAAUUUAAAUUGUUCUAAAUUGGCGAUUAAGUCAGCGUUGAAUUCCCGGGGUUAUUUUCGAUAUCUUGCUUGCCGGAAGCCACCGCUCUCGCAGAUUAAUAAAACCAAACGACUUACAUGGGCUGAAGAGCAUAUCAAUUGGACAUUAAAUCAAUGGAAAACUAUACUGUGGACGGAUGAAUCCUGGGUAUUAAAAGGUCGACAUACUCGUACUUGGGUUACUCGGAAAAAGGAUGAGGUUUUUGAGGAUACGUGUAUAGUUGAGCGCCGCGUUCGCAGUAAAGGUUGGAUGGAUGGUGCUCCAGGCCAUGGAGCUCAGGCAACACAGAAACGAAUUCGGGAGCAUGGAAUCAAUAUGAUACAUUGGCCUCCAUUCUCCCCAGACUUGAAUCCUAUUGAAAUGGGUUGGAAUUGGAUGAAAGACUUCAUACAAGCGAACUUUCCGGAUAAUUUGAAUGCGAAUGACCUAAGAAUUGCACUGAAAGAGGCUUGGGAAGCGCUCCCAGAGAGUUUUUUGGAAGAAUUAAUCGAAUCCAUGCCAGAACGCUGUAAGGCAAUUAUUGAAGCGAAGGGAGGGUAUACUCGAUAUUAG
Talaromyces stipitatus ATCC 10500 is the source of this 957-nucleotide messenger RNA. RefSeq names its product transposable element tc3 transposase, putative. Gene Ontology annotation, biological process: DNA transposition; DNA integration. The coding region runs from base 1 to 957 and encodes 318 amino acids. Lineage: Eukaryota; Fungi; Ascomycota; Eurotiomycetes; Eurotiales; Trichocomaceae. The record is from RefSeq and is a predicted model, not a curated record. Gene Ontology annotation, molecular function: DNA binding. The transcript has 2 exons.